AUGUCUUCAAUUGAUAAUAAUCAUAAUGAUAAUGAUGAUGCAGUUUAUAGUUGUUUUUUCUAUGAAUCUUCAAAUUCAAAUAUUAUUAACAAAAAUUUUAAUGCAAAUUCUGCCAUUUUGAAGGGAUAUAAACGUGUCAGAGUACGCUAUGCAACAUAUCCUGCAAUAUUUAAAACUAAUGAUGAUCAUGACGAGCAAUAUACCAGAAAAAAUGUUAAUGUUUAUCUUAAAAAAAUUGAAACCAUAGCAACAUUAGAAGAAACCGAAAGAAUGGUAUCUGCACAAUCAUAUGUAUGGAGUGAUUCUUUAGAUUUUUUAGAAAUUGAUAAAGAAUGGAAUCCACUAGAUUUUGGAAUUUCAUUAAAUAAUUGGACUAAAAAAGAUUUUGAUGAAUUAAAACAAAUUCUUGUACUUUCACUUUUGGAUCCUUUGGACCAAUCUAUACCCAAGGGUCCAGUGACAGCUCAUGAGUAUUGUGAAAGGUACACACUGAUUGGUCUAUUAUCCAUCAAGACAGCAUCUGCAGAAGUGGAAGCAGAAAAUCCUCAUAUUAAAGGAGUUCUUGAUAGAAUGUCAAACAAAGUAUGGAGUUCUUCCAAGUGGUUGAAAUUUUCAGCAAUACAUGAAUUUCAAAAUUUACAUGGAUUUGUUAAUGGUCAUUUCUAUGGGUCAUUACAAUUAACCUGA
Messenger RNA from Entrophospora candida, 687 nucleotides. Lineage: Eukaryota; Fungi; Glomeromycota; Glomeromycetes; Entrophosporales; Entrophosporaceae. The record is from the annotation of a GenBank genome assembly.